Molecule: messenger RNA, 1515 nt
Organism: Perkinsus marinus ATCC 50983
Lineage: Eukaryota; Perkinsozoa; Perkinsida; Perkinsidae
Exons: 17
Coding region: 1-1515 (504 amino acids)
Source: RefSeq, a predicted model, not a curated record
AUGCUCUCAGCUAUGAUGGCUACUCUUGCUGAGUACUUCGACUCUCCCAUAGUAUUACAGACCACCUCUCAAGGUACCACUCUAGUAUUCCAGGUAUCUAGUGCAGUCACUUGGCUGCUCAGGAUCCUUAUCCCUAUCAUCGUCACAGCUCUCUAUCUAAAGAUUAUUCCGCCAACAGCAUCGUCGCGGUGCAGUUCCAGGGCGUCCCCGGUGGUCCGAGGUGUCGACCCACGAGGCAACAUCAGUCGUGGUAGAGGUGGUCAGAGGUCGGCCCACGAGCGAACAGUGCAAGACCAACGACCUUGUGGGGGACGUGUCCAUGAGGAGGAUGUGCUCAGGAGUGCGGAGGCAAAAGGCACCGAGAGUUCUCCACAAGUUGCGGCGGUAACUCACGCCUGUCACAUCCCUCAAAAAGGGCAAGAGGUGGACGAAGUGAAGUCGCUGAAAUCACCCACCGAGGGUGUUGCUGAUACUGCACAUCGGCUCCCACCUGGUUUCGGCUCUGUGAAGGAAGUUGGACAGGCUGAAGGUGUUUCUCUAAAAAACGAGGACGCACGUAAAGCGUUGGAAACAGCCAUUGAGAGUUUCCCCAGCCAGGCAUCCACUGUCUGCCAGGAGGUUUUGCAGUCCCUUACGCUGCAAGGGGUCAUCAUCGAACCACAAACUUACGAAGCGAUGAUCAGAGCGGCUGAAGUAUCUGGUGACACGGAGCUCGCUGGGGUCCUAUUUAGUGGUGUCAGCGUAAUGGCUGGUGAUGAUAGGAAGGGCAGUUUGGAUGAGAAGGCCUCGUUGGCGGGACGGGACGCGCCGGCUCCAGCGGAGUCGCCGCCUGGGCUCUCGACAGCAGCUGCAAGUACUGCUAAUCCAGCGACGCCUUUGACGAUAGUGCCUCAAGAGGAGGCCAAACACCCUGAGCCCAUGCGACUCAAUGCCAAGGCACCCGAGUUUAUACCGUCGACGGGAGGCCAUGGGACAGCUCCAACGACUAGGUUCUUGGACUCAUUGAUGGACCAUCGACGAGCAGUAGCGGCUGCUAGAUAUUAUCAGAACCAGGUUAUGACUGCAAGAUACAUGGGAGGGCUUGCCGCGAUGGCCAAGGCUCAGAUGCAAGCAGUACAACUGGCACAGGCCCAGGGAGCUCAACUUUCCCAGUAUCACCCCAACGCUCCAAGUAUGCCUACAAUGAAGGAGGACAAGCUGUUGGAGUGGAGUGCUGCUAGGGCUGAGGAGCAGGCUCAGGUCCAAAUGCGUGUUAAGAGAAUACUCGAUGAGAAUAAUAGUGACGCUAAGGAGGAUCCUUCUAAGAAGGGCAGCACGCCUGAUGAGAAGCAACCUCAGUUGAGGGUGGAUGUGGAUGACUUGAAGAAAGCUAGUCCAGAGAGGAAGAGAGAGCUGCUGGGAUUGUAUACUUCAGGAGAGCGUUUCCUUUACAAUGCCUUCUUCCUCGUCGAUUUCGAGGGAUCCCCUACCAGUGCGAUGAGGCAGGCAGCAGGAGCUUUCGGAGUGGAUGAGUAA